AUGCCAGCCAUGGCGGACCGUUUGUCAGAAAGCGAAGGGAGCUCGGAUGGAGAGUCCACGAUGUCGGAGGAGCCGGAGGUGGCGAACGUCGAUCUAGCAGCAUCCUAUCGCCCUGAAGGCGUGGUUAUGCUGACGGAGGAGCUGGCUCAAGAGGACUCGAGCCCGAAAAAGAAGCGGCACCUUACUCCAAACAUUAAGGCGUUGAUUGUGACUGCAUUUCUCUUCACGACGAUCACCGUCGCACAGGUGGCUGCAGCAAGAAUCGCCAAUUCGCAGGCCUUGUUGAUGGACUGUAUUUCGAUGGGCGUGGACGCUCUGACCUACAUGGGCAACAUCUGGGUAGAGUGCCGGAAGCGAGACGGCGCACCCCACGAGGGCUCGCAGGUCAUUGUUUGUCUGAUCUCCUUGAGUUGUUUGAUCUAUUUCACCGCGGAUGCCUCACAGGAGAGCCUCGAGACCAUUGGUGGUUGCAAAGGUCUGACAGCUUACGACAAGUCAGGAGAUGAUGUCAAUGGCAAAAUUACACUUGCAUUCGGUGCGGGGGGAGUCGUGUUUGACGUCCUGUCGCUAUGGGCCUUUUGCCGCAGCCGCCGGAAAGAGGGCCACACAGUCAACAUGUUCACGGCACUCUUGCAUGUUGGGGCCGACUUCCUGCGCUCGGUUUCGACGGUGGUCAUGUCCCUCCUGAUCCUGAUCGGAAAGUUUGACUCCACCUGCCUUGAUGCCUACACCAGCAUGGUGAUCGGCGCUUCCAUUGUCGCUGGAGCCCUCGUUGGACUUGUGAACUUGGGAGCCCUUGUCCGGCAAUGGGCACGAAAGAUCAGGAGUCGGAGCACUGACGAGUAG
Messenger RNA from Symbiodinium sp. CCMP2456, 846 nucleotides. NCBI's taxonomy places the organism in Eukaryota, Dinophyceae, Suessiales, Symbiodiniaceae. The record is from the annotation of a GenBank genome assembly.